CUAAAGUCGCUAAACACUAAAAAAGUUCUCCAUUCUUUCUUAAAAAUUUCUAGCUCUAAUUGGACAGAACCGCAGUAAUAAAGUACCGUAGAGCCCCACCAAAUCUUUUUCCCCUUUUUGACCCUACUCCUUUCUGGGCAAACAAUCCAUGCACAAAGAUCAAUCCAAUGCUUGUACUAACAGCAAGAAUUGAUUUUUACAAGGUACCCAAACUUCUUUAAUGGAAAUGCAAUUAAAAUUAAACAUUAAAUAAACAAAAAGCUGUUAGCAGAAUCACUUUUGGCUUUUGAGAUAUAAAAACUUUUUUCAGCAAAUUCAGCAAAGAAUCUGAAACCCCCCCCCCCCCCAAAACAAAAAAAAAAAAUCAAUUCUUGAUUUUGUCUUUCUUCACCCAAUUUUACAGAGAAGAUGAAAUCCAUGUUCACAAGCUCAUCUUCAACAUUUGUAAAGAUCACAGCUUUCUCUCUCCUCUCUUUCUCUCUCUUCUUUCUCUUCAAACAUUUCUCUCUCUCCUCCACAACCACAGCCCAAAGUCACCAUCUUUCUUUCUUCAACUCCACCCCCACAACAAACCCUUCCACCCCUCCUCCUCCGCAGCCACCGCCGCCGCCUCCGGCGGCGGUGCUGGAGAGAACAGGGAUAGUUAACGAGAUGGGGGUUAUGACAGAUGAAUUUACAGUGGGGGAAUUUGAUGAAGAGCUGAUAAAAAGUGUGGUGGCAAAUGUCAAUGGUGGUGGUAAUGAAAAGGACAGAGGAGAGAGUGAUGUAAUAAGAAAAGUUGUGAAAUUUGAGAAAUUUAGAUUUUGUGAUGAGAGUAUGGGAAACUAUAUACCUUGUUUGGACAAUGUAGAUUCUGUUUCGAGGUUCAAUUCAUCGGAGAAGGGCGGAAAUUACGAGCGGCAUUGCCCGGAAAAUGGCAAGAAACUGGAUUGUUUGGUGCCUAGGCCUAAAGGGUACAAGAUUCACAUUCCGUGGCCGAAAUCUCGAGAUGAGGUUUGGUUCGAUAAUGUACCUCGUUUGGUUGAAGAAAAAGGUGAAGGAAAUUGGAUAUCGAGAAAAGACGAUAAAUUUAUAUUCCGAGGAAACGGGCCUCAAUUUAUCCCUAGCACCGACCGGUAUUUGGAUCAAAUAUCCAAGAUGGUUCCGGAAAUUGCAUUUGGUCAACACACGCGAGUUGUUUUAGAUAUCGACUCUGGAGUUGCAAAUUUCGGUGCCUACUUGAUCAACCGAAAUGUGACUACUCUUUCAAUAUCUCCAAAAUACGUCGGUGAAAAUCAAAUUCAAUUCGCCUUAGAAAGAGGUGUACCUGCCAUGUUAGCUUCAUUCGGUGGGACCCACCGCUUGCCUUUCUCUAGCCAAGCGUUCGACUUAAUUCAUUGUUCUAGAUGUAGAAUUAAUUGGACAAAUCAUGAUGGGAUUUUGCUUCUCGAGGCGAAUAGAAUUCUUAGAGGCGGAGGGUACUUUGUGUGGGAAUCAAAAGCCGUUAACGAAGGCGAACUAAUCGAACAAUGGAGAGAAAUGGAGGAUCUUACUAGCAAAAUUUGCUGGGAUUUAGUAAAUAAGGAAGGGUACUUAGCAAUUUGGCAGAAGCCUCUAAACAAUAGUUGCUAUCUCAACCGUGAUCGUGAUGUAAUGACACCUUCACUAUGUGACACUACCGAUAAUCCCGAUGAAAUAUGGUACGUAAACGCAAAGGCAUGCAUAACCCGUUUACCCGAAAAUGGAUACGGAGCCAAUAUCACAAACUGGCCCGCCCGUUUGCAUAGCCCGCCCGAGAGGCUUUUCACCAUAAAAAUGGAUGCUUUCAACUCGAGGAGGGAACUGUAUAAAGCAGAUUCGAAGUAUUGGAACGAUAUCGUAAGUGGAUACAUCGGUGCUUUUCACAUGAACGAGUUGAACUUGCGAAAUAUUAUGGACAUGAAAGCUGGAUACGGAGGAUUCGCAGCUGCUUUACUCGAUUUCGAGGUUAAUUCUUGGGUUAUGAAUGUUGUUCCGGUUAGUGGCUCGAAUACACUGCCUGUGAUAUUCGAUCGCGGUCUUAUAGGCGUUAUACAUGAUUGGUGUGAGCCAUUUGACACAUAUCCAAGAACAUAUGACAUGCUGAAUGCAGCAGGUCUUUUCUCUGUAGAGCAGAAAAGGUGUAAUAUAUCGAGCAUUGUGAUGGAAAUGGAUCGAAUACUAAGACCAGGUGGACGAGUUUACGUACGUGACAUCACUUCUGUGAUUAACGAGCUCGAAGAAAUCGCGAAAGCAGUCGGAUGGGUGACUUUUGUGUUCGAUUCGGGAGAGGGUCCUCACUCGAAUUGGAAACUUUUAACUUGCGAAAAAAGAUUGUAAUCAUAUUUUUUUUUUUACAUCAUAUGAUUAUAUAUAGCUUAUAGGAAAGGGAAGAGAAAAAUGAUAAAUAAUUUAUUUAUUUUCUUAUGUGUAAUUCUCAAAAUGUAAACUUGGACAUGGAAACUCCUUGAUUAUAUUGUUGUAAUACAAAAAAAGAAACAAAUUCAAAAUUAUUGAUUAAAGAG
Erythranthe guttata (spotted monkey flower) is the source of this 2522-nucleotide messenger RNA. Its product is annotated as S-adenosyl-L-methionine-dependent methyltransferases superfamily protein. Gene Ontology annotation, cellular component: endosome; trans-Golgi network; cytoplasm. Gene Ontology annotation, molecular function: methyltransferase activity. NCBI's taxonomy places the organism in Eukaryota, Viridiplantae, Streptophyta, Magnoliopsida, Lamiales, Phrymaceae. The record is from RefSeq and is a predicted model, not a curated record.